Messenger RNA from Oreochromis niloticus (Nile tilapia), 5020 nucleotides. RefSeq names its product kelch like family member 28 (gene klhl28). The record is from RefSeq and is a predicted model, not a curated record. Gene Ontology annotation, molecular function: protein binding. The transcript is spliced from 6 exons. Lineage: Eukaryota; Metazoa; Chordata; Actinopteri; Cichliformes; Cichlidae. The coding region runs from base 189 to 1904 and encodes 571 amino acids.
GUGGGUGUGCUGCCCUGGUAGCUGGUUAUAAUAAGAGCUCGUCUGUAGCUUUGUGGCUAGGUUGCAGGUUGUUUUCUUGAUAGCCGCCCGGGCUUAGCUGUCGUCGCCACUGCAAAAUCGGUCAUUACAGCGGCACGCCAGACGGGCUGUAAACUACAGUACACUGAUCUGUGAUUUGCUGCUCUCAGAUGGACCAGCAGGACCAGUCCUAUAUGUUUGCAAGUCUGACACGGCCUCACUCAGAGCAGCUGCUGCAAGGCCUCCAGCUCUUGCGGCAGGAUCACGAACUAUGUGACAUUGUGCUGCGUGUGGGUGAUGCCAAGAUCCAUGCCCACAAAGUAGUGCUGGCCAGCAUCAGUCCUUAUUUCAAGGCCAUGUUUACGGGUAACCUGUCAGAAAAGGAGACCUCUGAGGUGGAGUUCCAGUGCAUCGAUGAGGCUGCCUUGCAGGCUAUAGUGGAGUACGCUUAUACUGGGACGGUGUUUAUCUCCCAGGAGACAGUGGAAUCUCUGCUACCUGCUGCCAACUUACUCCAGGUUAAGCUUGUACUUAAGGAGUGUUGUUCCUUCUUAGAGAGCCAGCUGGACGCUGGAAACUGUAUAGGCAUUUCCCGCUUUGCAGAGACUUACGGCUGUCAUGACCUGUGCUUGGCCGCAACGAAGUUUAUCUGUGAGAACUUUGAGGAAGUCUGUCAAACGGAGGAGUUUUUUGAACUGACAAGAGCCGAGUUGGAUGAGAUUGUGUCCAAUGAUUGCCUUAAGGUAGUCACAGAGGAGACUGUAUUUUAUGCCCUCGAAUCAUGGAUCAAAUAUGAUGUAACUGAGAGACAGCAGCAUCUGGCUCAGCUGCUGCACUGUGUUCGCCUUCCGCUGCUCAGCGUCAAAUUCCUCACUCGCCUAUAUGAAGCCAACCAUCUUAUACGAGAUGACCACGCAUGCAAGCAUCUGCUCAAUGAGGCCCUCAAAUAUCACUUUAUGCCUGAACACCGGCUGUCCUAUCAGACUGUGUUGUCUGCACGUCCCAGGUGUGCUCCAAAGGUGCUGCUCGCAGUAGGAGGCAAAGCUGGACUGUUUGCCACAUUGGAAAGCACGGAAAUGUAUUUCCCUCAGACGGAUUCAUGGAUAGGACUGGCCCCUCUCAGUGUACCCAGAUAUGAGUUUGGGGUGGCGGUGCUGGACCACAAAGUUUAUGUUGUGGGAGGCAUCGCCACACACAUGAGGCAGGGCAUUAGCUAUCGGAGGCACGAGAGCACCGUAGAAAGCUGGGACCCCGAAACCAACACGUGGUCUUCAGUGGAGCGUAUGGCAGAGUGUCGCAGCACACUUGGUGUGGUAGUCCUGGCCGGAGAGCUGUAUGCCCUGGGAGGCUAUGACGGCCAGUAUUACCUCCAGUCUGUGGAGAAGUAUGUCCCGAAGCUGAAGGAGUGGCAGCCCGUGGCACCCAUGACGAAGUCCCGCAGCUGCUUUGCCACCGCUGUGCUGGAUGGGAUGGUGUAUGCUAUUGGAGGCUAUGGCCCAGCACAUAUGAACAGCGUGGAGCGGUAUGACCCUAGCAAGGACGCCUGGGAAAUGGUAGCCCCCAUGGCAGAUAAGAGGAUCAACUUCGGAGUAGGUGUGAUGCUUGGAUUUAUAUUUGUGGUGGGUGGACACAACGGAGUGUCGCACCUGUCCAGCAUCGAGCGGUACGAUCCACAUCAAAACCAGUGGACGGCGUGCCGACCAAUGAACGAACCCAGAACUGGUGUGGGCUCUGCCAUUGUGGACAACUACCUCUAUGUGGUAGGAGGUCACUCUGGGUCAUCCUACCUGAACACCGUUCAGCGUUAUGAUCCCAUCUCAGACAGCUGGUUGGACUCCAGUGGUAUGAUGUACUGCCGUUGUAACUUUGGUCUGACUGCCCUUUGACCCAUGGCCCAGCCAGCUAGGACCCAAUAAAUUACCUUAGACACAAAGAAGACUUUUUCUCUCUUUUUUUUUUUUUUUCCCUCUUGUUCUUUUUUUUGUUUUUUGUUUUUUUGGAUCUCUUCCUCUUCCUUCCCCACAUUCAUCCUCCAGGUGCAGAUGAGCUUACCUGCACGCUUUUUGUUAACAUCAGAGAGCAUUUCUGGGUGGAUGGGUGUACCGGGCUAGCUGGCUGGCUAGAAGGGGGACUGCAGAAGGUGCUGCAGGGAUGAGGAAGAGCUGGAAGGUUCUGGAGAUAUGAGAGGAAGGUGUUUGGAUGACUGUCACUGGAAAACUGAGAUGAACGCUCUAUUGCUGCUGGACCACAAUGAGGACUUCGAGCUAUGUCUCAGAGGAUUGUGGAAUCUGCUCAUUUACGUUACAAAAUUCUUCGUCAAGUUUGCGGACAGUUUUAUGUUGUGCUUCACGUCCUUAAUUAUGUUAAACUUAAUGUUUUUGUUUUGUUUAGGAAUUUCCCUGCUGCAACCAGAGCUGUGUGUUCAAAUUUCCUAGAACACUGCAGUUUGCUUGUGGAUUUGAUGACUAUGUGGUUAUUGGCCAUAUAGUGUGUAUGUCUGUGUGUGUGUAUGGUCCAGGGGGUACGUGCAUGUCAGAUAGAACUGUUUAAUUUUGUUUUGUCACAUGUCUGCGUGCAGAACUGAUGCUUGGGCUCAGCAACGCAGGAUAAUUCUGCAUCCACAUCAGUGCUUGACAAAAAAACAACAACAAAAAAUAGAAAAGUUGGAAUAUUUAUAUUUUCUCAAAAAAGGGCUGCCUUUCUCUUGUAAAUAGUCUAAAUGAAAUAUAUAGAUAUAAAUAUAUCCUCUAGUGCAUUGCCUGUAAAUGUUUUUCUGCACUGGCUCACUAAUGUGUGUGCGAAUGUGUGUACAGUUUGAUUCCCACAGCCACUGUAGAGGUGAAUUCUUCUGAAAGUGUUCACCACUAGUCUCUGCUUCAUCCUCUGAGCCAUUUAAAAAAACAAAACAAAAAAGGAAAAAAAAAAAAGGCCUCAUAUUCUCUCUUCUGUUGCAUCGGUCUAAGGUCAGAUCAUGCACUUGCUACUGUUCACAAUAGUUGAAACUGACCUUGGCCUUCUUUUCACCUUUUUUGGUCUGUAUACAAUACUAACUGGUGCUAUAUUUAGGAUUCAGGAUUUAGCUGUUUGUCUGCGUUGCUUCAUCCAGUUAAUGUCAAACUCUGUUAGGCCUCUGCUGUGUAACUGGUGAUAGUUAUUUGCUAUCGUAUGAAUUUAAUUGGAGAAAAUGCAAGUGGCCCCUAAAACUACUAAAAAGGAAGCCUGUGGACCAACAACUGCAAACUUCUAGCUGCAUAGUCCCCAAAGGCAAGAAGAUUGGCAUGAUUUCAUUCAUUUUUUAUUUUAUUUUUUUUUCUCUCCCAAAUAUUUCAAACUUUUUCUUUUAAUGUUACACUUUCUCCAUUGAGCAUUGAGCAUGCUUUGUCAAUUAUCUGUAGCUGGUAUGCUCUCUUGGCUUUGAACACGAUUUUAUUUGUGAUUGGGUCGGACAUUUCUGUGCUAGUUAAUCCUCCACUAAAAACAUGUCUACACGUGGCCAGGUCUUGCUUGCAAGCUCAGGUUUUAAGUAAUAUUUUCACAGAUUGGUGUGAAACGCCAAAACGUUUAAAAAGGAAACGGUCCUACACAACAUCUUCCCUUGUGUGCCACAUUUGAAAUAUUUCCCCUGCAUUCUUCCAUGUGGUUAUAUAUGGAGAUGGAUGAUAAAGCACCAAGGGAUGUGCUUGCCAACUCUGGCCAUGUUGGUACUGUCAUCAGCCAAGGGAGAGGGUUCAGAGCGUGCCCCUGGGGUGUGGGCGACUGGGCUCGAGUGACUGCACAGCAAUAGAGGGGACGCUCGACUAGCAGACGGCCAGGUAGUGAUGCGUCUUAAGUCACUUGUUUUAUGUUCAAGGCAAGUUUUGAGUUGCUUUGUGGACUAAUGUUUGCACAUAAGUGGGAACUUUAACCAAGCUCUGCAUUGCACUUACCAAACUAUUUGAUACAUAUUGUAAUUUCUAUAUAUGUUUUGAUUUAAGCUAAUGGCAUUUAGAUACUGCAAUAAGACUUUUGUUCCCUUUCGUGGGUUAAAUUAUGUUUUGUUGUUUGUCUCUUUAACAAAAAAAAAAAAAGGCCAAGGCAUCUCAUGUUGGUGUACGAGAACCCCCACACAGCAUGUCUGUCAGAUCAUACUGUUGGCUGGUGAUGUGGAUGUCCAAAUGAAACAUCAGAUGGUAGCUUGACAUUGUCUAAACCAACCAGUCAUCCUGUGUUGUCAUUUUUGUUGUGCAUGCUGGUUCAUUUUGCACAAAGCAUGUUUAUUUGGGUCAAUUUAGAUGAAUUUUUUCCUGCAGUUCAGCACUUAAGUCUUGUAAACACUACAUAGGUGUGUUCUUUCACCUUGCCCUUGCUUACUCUAAACUCAAUCUGUAAGAUGAGAACUUAAAUGACAUUUGCCGUGCAAACUGGUCAGGGUGUCACAUGUGAGAAUCGCGGUUUGUCAGAUUCUUUUUUUUUUUUUUUUUUUUCCCUCCCAUCAAAGUCAAGUACUUUGAAUUUCUGAUUUAUUUGAAAAGUAACACACAACUUAAUUUGUAUGUCUGUACACUUUAUUUCAAAACGGCACAACUAUUAAUUUUGUAUUUAAUUUUUGUUUGUGUUCUCUAAACUCUUGUUUUCUGUCUGUUGUAAUAGCGUUUGUCACUUUAGCACUGCAGCCACGGCACAGAAUCACGCAGGCGUAAUUGUGCGCCGUCGCCGCUGCCAUGAUUCAUCUUGUGUCACUGUUAUGUACAUAUGUUGCCAUUUCUGACGUGUAUACUAACUAUUUUAAGGUUGGAGAGAGGCUGAUGAAAAUCUGGAAACGUGAAUCUGCAAAAAAAGAAGGGAUGUAUGCAUUUUUUUUUUUUUUUCAUUAAAUUAUGGCCUAAAUUAAUGUCAUGUUUUGCCACCACUCUCACCAAAGUGCUUGUACAAAGAAAGCAGAUGGAUGACUAACACAUGUUCUGCAGUGGCCUACCACUCUGUUUAUGUCUGGGGGGGGUGAAAAAAAAAAAAAAAAAAAAAA